Molecule: messenger RNA, 2958 nt
Organism: Anoplopoma fimbria (sablefish)
Lineage: Eukaryota; Metazoa; Chordata; Actinopteri; Perciformes; Anoplopomatidae
Gene: p3h1
Product: prolyl 3-hydroxylase 1
Exons: 15
Coding region: 71-2617 (848 amino acids)
Biological process (GO): collagen metabolic process
Cellular component (GO): endoplasmic reticulum
Molecular function (GO): procollagen-proline 3-dioxygenase activity; L-ascorbic acid binding; iron ion binding
Source: RefSeq, a predicted model, not a curated record
UAACACCUCUUCUCUCUCUACCGGCUUCGAGUCCCUGGAUCGGGCUGCAGAGCCCUAACAUCCAAGCAACAUGGAGCCCCGUUAUGCGCUGCUCUUUCUCUGCCUUAUGGCUCCACUGUGCGUCUCCCACACUCUGGAGCCCUUCGACUUCCUCUUCGACACGGCGGUGGAAGCCUACUACAAGGGGGACUGGCUGACGGUGAUCCUGAACAUGGAGAAGGCGCUCCGGAACAAAGCUACGGUCCGCAGCGUGAAGGCUCAGUGCCGGCUGAGCUGCGCCAACCAGACCGCUUUCGGCGACCGCCUGUCCGGCUUGGGGGCUCCCAUGCCGGGCGCCGGCUCGGUGGAGGACCUGGGCUUCUUCCAGAGAAUCCUCAAACGGGCGGACUGCGUGAACUCCUGCGAGAACGAAAAGCUGGGUACCCCGACUAUGCAUCAAGUCACCGCAGAUGUGGAGCUGGAGUUCAAGAAGAGGACCCCGUAUAAUUAUCUGCAAGUCGCAUAUUUUAAGAUCAAUAUGCUCAACAAGGCAGUGUCAGCUGCCCACACGUUCUUCUUGGCCAACCCAGAUCACAUGGAGAUGAGACAGAACCUGGACUACUACAGGAUGAUGGCAGGAGUACAGCCAGAGGACUUCAAAGACCUGGAGGCCAAGCCGCACAUGGCCGAGUUCCUGCUGGGGAAGAGCUACUACAGCGAUGACUCAUUCGGCCUGGCGGCGGAUCACUUCGAGGUGGCCAUCGACGAGUACUUCACUGCCGACAAGGAGUGCAGAGCGCUGUGUGAGGGAGCCUACAACUACGACGGGUACAACUACAUGGAGUACAGCGCCGACCUCUUCCAGACCAUGACAGACCACUACAUGCAGGUGCUGAACUGUAAGCAGAACUGCGCGGUGGAGUUGGCCUCAACUGCCGGCAAAGACAAGCCCUUUGAGGACUUCCUCCCCUCGCAAUUCAACUACCUGCAGUUCUCCUACUACAACAGUGAGAAGUACGAGCGGGCCAUAGAGUGCGCCAAGACAUUCCUGUUGUUCCACCCUGCCGACGAGGUGAUGAACCAGAACCUGGCUUAUUAUUCUGCUGUGCUGGGAGAGGACAAGGCACGAGAUAUAACGGCCAGACAGGUGGUGAAACUGCACAUUCAGCAGUCCAUUCUGGAAAAAGAGCUGCUCUACUUUGGUUACGAGGCCUUCGGAAUCACCUUUGUAGAUCCAGACACAUGGACACCUGAAGAUGUCAUGCCUAAGAAGCUGAGAGACAAGCAGAAGGCCGACAGAGAGACCGCGGCGAGGAUCACGGAGGAGAUAGGAAACCUGAUGAAGGAGAUCGAGACUCUGGUCGAGGAGAAGAAGAAGGAUUCUUCAGAUAUGGCCAUGAUAAUAGCGCCACAGGAAGGUGGCGCUCCGCUGCACGAUGGCAUCAAGGUGACCAUGACGGCCAACCAGCUUAACGGCUCUCAGCGGGUGCUGCUGGAUGGGGUGAUCAGCGAGGACGAGUGCAGGGAGCUGCACCGCCUCUCCAAUUCAGCUGCUCUUAAAGGUGACGGCCGCUCCUCCCCCCACUCCCCCAGCGAGAUGUUCCAGGGAGUCACUAUCCUGAAGGCCGUGAAGCUCGGACAGGAGGGUACGGUACCGCUGAAGAGCGCUCGUCUGUUCUUUGACCUCAGCGAAAAGGUGAAGAAGGUGCUGGAGUCGUACUUCAGUGUGGACGCUCCGCUCUACUUCUCCUACUCACACCUGGUCUGUCGCUCCGCCAUCGAUGCGAAGCAGGAGGACCGUGAGGACCUGAGUCACCCUGUUCAUGUGGACAACUGUCUGCUGGUCUCUGAGCUUAACGAGUGUAUAAAGGAGCCUCCUGCAUACACACACAGAGACUACAGUGCCAUCCUCUAUCUAAACGAUGACUUUGAGGGAGGAGAAUUCAUUUUCACUGAGUUGGAUGCUAAAACAGUCACGGCCGAGGUGCGUCCACAGUGCGGUCGCAUGGUCGGGUUCGGAGCUGGGCGGGAAAACCCCCACGGCGUCAGAGCCGUCACUAAGGGUCAGAGGUGUGCUGUGGCGCUGUGGUUCACCCUGGACCCUGCUCAUGAGGAAAAGGAGAGAAUCCAAGCUCAGGAUAUGCUGAAGAUGUUUUCUACCCCUGUAAACGCGGAGUUCAUCAAAAAGGAGGCAAGUGGCGGCUCCGAGCCCCAAACGACAAUGCCCGAACCUCCUGCGCAGGCCGACCAGGGAAAAGCAGACAGCAAGCAGGACGACAAACCAGUUGAACAGAAGCCAGACGCACCAGCAGAUGCGCAGGCUGACGGACCAGCCGACCCGCCAAAGGACAAGGUCGAGGUAAAGCCAGUCAGCAAAACGAAAGCAGGUGCCAAAGCCAAAGCCGCUCCGAAAGCCAAGGACAAAGAAGCAAAGGCCAAGACGGCGGACAAAGUCAAACCUGCUGCUAAACAAGAUGGGAAACAGACAGUUAAAACGCAAGCCAAGCAGACAGCCACAAAGGACGCGAAACCGGCUGCAAAAAAGGCCGUAAAAGUCGCCGCCAAGAAGGACUCAAAAAAAGCUAAAGCUGACACAACGUCAGCUUCAGACUCUCAGAACGGCAAAGAGGAGCUGUGAUCAACAAGAACCUGUGACUGUGUCUAUGUGAUGUCUAUUUUCUACUAUUUUCUACUUCUCUUUGGGUGGUCGAAUGGAAACAGAGUGAAAGGUUGAGUUAGUUAAACGCUGUUCCACCGCAGAUGUCGCUGAAAUCAUCACACGAGUACUUGACAAUCAAAAUAUCGGACAAUCUGCUAGAGCGGCUGAAUCACUGGAACCAUCUUUGUUUCGGCGUCCAAAGCUUUUGCGUCUGUAUAGAUGGUACCUUCUUUCAUCUCCUGUUUUCUUUUUAUAUGUGAUGACAUGUUCUUGGACCAAGCAAAGGUUAACAACGGUGGGGGGGUGGGAAGUGGUCAAUA